UAACUUGUUUGAUAAUUCAUUGAAUAUAAAUUCAUGUUUUUAUUAUCUCAUAAUUCUCAACAACUUCACCUUCAAGACACACACAGUAUCUUCAACCCCUUCAAGAUUCAAACUUUGAUUCCAAUUAGCGAUUUCAACAACACCCAGAAACGAUUUCAACUCAAUCAAGCAAUCUUUUCACCAUUUAAAAAUCUGGGUCACCAUGAAUAUCAAGAGCAAGGAAGAUUUCUGGGUAUUUUACAUGAACCAUCAUUCAAAGCCAUCAACUAGGAAAUGGCACUUCAUAGGAACACUUAUGAGCAUAAUCUUCUUUCUCUGUUCAAUAAUCUUCACUUGGUGGUUUUUGUUUCUUGUUCCUUUAUCUGCUUAUGGAUUUUCUAUGUAUAGUCAUUUGUUCAUUGAAGGGAGUUUUCCUGUGACUAUUGGAUACCCCUUUUGGUCUCUUUAUUGCGAUUUUAAGCUGUUUUGGUUUAUGAUUACUGGAAAAAUGGAUAGAGAGAUGAAAAGACUUGGAAAGAGACCUGUGUUGCAACUUUUCUGAAUUUUUUAUGCAAGUUUUCUGCAACUUUAGCUUUGAAUUCAGGGCAAUACGUAUGCAGUUUUGGACAUGAUUUGCUACUGGUGAAGAUUAUUCUUUGUAUUAAGAUACCAAUCUUUGAUAAAGAUAGGCUAUGUGAGAUGAUAUAUAAAAAGAAAUCAUACUAGUGAUAUAAUCUAUAGAUACACAUUCAAAGUACUUAGCUAUUGGUCGAUUGUUGGCUGUAACUAUAAUGUUCUUUGAUCAUCAAAGUUUGUUGCUAA
This is a messenger RNA of Lathyrus oleraceus (garden pea), 801 nucleotides long. RefSeq lists its product as uncharacterized. The coding region runs from base 203 to 541 and encodes 112 amino acids. Lineage: Eukaryota; Viridiplantae; Streptophyta; Magnoliopsida; Fabales; Fabaceae. The record is from RefSeq and is a predicted model, not a curated record. The transcript has 2 exons.